AUGGCAACACCCUGGGCUUCAUCGGAUGCUGCAGUUGGUGCCAGAUUUUGCGUCCCGCAUCAAUUUGCCGCCCUCUCACAGGGCAGGUACCGUCCCCGUUUAUGGGUGAAUCGAGCAUCCUUCCCUCGUAAUGAGGUGACAGCGACCCUACUAGGGCGCGCUACUCGGAUUGACCAGUGGACUUUCUUCAACAAGAAAAUCGAAGCCUUCAAGGCCCAGUCGAACGAUGGAAGCACUCCUUCAACCCCCGUCAAGAAGGCGACCCGUGGUCGGAAGCGAGUCCCCAAGGCCAAGAAGGGCGGUCCCGAUGAAGAACCAGCCGCUCAGGUCAUGGGAAACCAAAUGCCCUACCAGGGCGCGCUCCCAACCCCACGCCUGAUGCCACUGAGCGAGCCCCUGAAGGACAGGUCGUUGUCGCCUCUCAGCAAGUCCCCGAGGACCAGCUUGUCGUUGCUGCUCAGCAGCAUGUAUAUCAACCGGCCAUGCCCCCUAUGGGUUAUAUGCCGAUGCUGGCCCCAGCCAUGGCUCCCGUCGCAGCUCCUGGUGGCUUUACCUAUAUGGACAUACCUCAGCAUCCUCAUCUACAGUUCAAUGAGCCUAUGCAGAUGUACCCAGGCCCAUCUCACCAUGGGUAUGCAGGCCCAGGGCCAUCCUGCCCGCUCCGGCGUGACAGCGUAUUGGGGUUGCCUGUGUAGAUGGUCGGACGAAGAGGAGGCCAAUGAGACACAAGCCUCUUUGCUAGUUUCCUGA
Fusarium mangiferae is the source of this 750-nucleotide messenger RNA. RefSeq lists its product as uncharacterized. NCBI's taxonomy places the organism in Eukaryota, Fungi, Ascomycota, Sordariomycetes, Hypocreales, Nectriaceae. The record is from RefSeq and is a predicted model, not a curated record. The transcript has 4 exons. Bases 1 to 750 code for a protein of 249 amino acids.